Mesorhabditis spiculigera is the source of this 264-nucleotide messenger RNA. Lineage: Eukaryota; Metazoa; Nematoda; Chromadorea; Rhabditida; Rhabditidae. The record is from the annotation of a GenBank genome assembly.
AUGAAGCUUGCGCUCGUCUUUCUGGUAUUCGUCCUCUUCGAGCACGCCGAAACAAGCGCGGACAUUGUCUUCGUCGCGGAUUUGCAAAAGGACGGCACCUACAUUUCCGACAUCAACAUGAACAAAGUGGGCGCCGACUUUGACGGUCACUGCGGCAAAUUCCACGCCGGCCUCAUCAUCGGGGAUUCCACCAUCACGAAAUCGAUUGAGUGGAACUUUGCCGAUAUCGACAUUGCCCACUCAAAUAGGAUUUGUGAAGAAAAG